Chelmon rostratus (copperband butterflyfish) is the source of this 1410-nucleotide messenger RNA. RefSeq names its product glutamate-rich protein 1. The record is from RefSeq and is a predicted model, not a curated record. NCBI's taxonomy places the organism in Eukaryota, Metazoa, Chordata, Actinopteri, Chaetodontiformes, Chaetodontidae. The transcript has 6 exons. Bases 293 to 1285 code for a protein of 330 amino acids.
GAGACGAUACCUGCCCGGUGCAGAGAGCAGCUGCAGGAUUCCGAGCAUUACGGCACUUUAACAAAUGUAGCCGACUGGGGAUAUUUUUAAGUAGCGUUAACUUCAGCCUUUAGCUAUAUUAACACGAGCGCGUUAUAUCUCUGCUGUGUGAAGUACACUCUGUCGUGAAGCGAGCUAAUUUUUAAAGCUAGCAAGCUAGGUAGAUACCUCAACUAGCAUAUUAGCUAAAGCCACAUGUUACAUAUAAGUUUCCGUCCUCUUCUCUUCCACUCAGAUAAGAAUAUAUAUCGAUAUGGCACGUAGGAAAGAAGUAUUUCAAUCAAAAGUACUCCAGAAGCUUUACCCUGCAGCUCCCAAAUUGGAGAAGCAGCCCAGCCCACCACACAUUGAGGAGGCCCUUGCCAAAAAAAUCUAUGUGAAAAGAAAAGCCUCUCCAGAGGACACUGCCACUGGAGAUGCAGGAAAGGCACAGGGUGCAGCCAAUCCGGGCAGGCGGAUGUACACGGUCCUCCCUCCUCCCGCAAACUACAAGACAGAUUCAGAGAAAUCCGUCACACUCCCCCAGCUUGAAAGCAUAAAUAGUGCCGAGGACCCAGCUGAGGAAAGCGCCCAUGACAGCAGUGAAGAACUGGACCAAAAUAAAGAGGAAGAAGAGCAACAGAAAAGAAAAAGCAGAAGAAGGAAAAGGAAACCACCCCUCCAUCAAGACUCAAGGAAAGAUAGAGCAGCUCCGGUGCGCGAAUCCAGCACGGGCCAGAGUCAGACGUCUGUGGAUGAGGGAGGAGAGCGCAUGAGCAGGAACAAGAAGAGGAAGCUGAAGAAGAAACGGCACAAAGAGAAGCUGCUCGCCAUGGGUUUGAUGCCCCGGGCGGCUGCCCUGGAGUUCACAUACAAAAACGAUGGGGAGGAAGAGGAGGAGGAUAAUGAGAGGAGAGCUGCUGAGGUGUCAGACUUCCUGAGGACAACAAUGGAAAUCUAUAUGUCAGACUCCUCAUUGUGUGAAGACAAGCUUCCUCUCCUGUCUGAGACGCUGGAUGAGCUCCUGAGGUCCAUAACCAGUGGAUGCAAGCCCACCUCUGUCCUCAGGCAGCUCUACAGUCUCAAGGCCUUUGUUCAGCAGAAAGAGACAGACAAACUGGAAAAGGCGCUGGAGGAGCUCCACAACACGUCUCUUAUGUCUGCAGAGGAAACCACUACAGUCAUUUCACUGUUCCAAUACUGGAUCACAGACAUUCUUCCCAUGCAGGGAGCCAAGAAGACAGGGCUUCCUACAAUGCACCCCUGAGACUGUCAGUCAUGCUGACACAGACGCUCUGCUGAAGUAUUACUUCCGCUGUUCUCCAUCACUUUAGACAAGUUCUUGAAAUGUUCUACUCAUUUGCUGGAUUUUACAAUGUUGGACUUUGUGUG